This is a messenger RNA of Castor canadensis (American beaver), 414 nucleotides long. RefSeq names its product profilin 3 (gene Pfn3). Gene Ontology annotation, biological process: actin cytoskeleton organization; regulation of actin filament polymerization; positive regulation of actin filament bundle assembly. Lineage: Eukaryota; Metazoa; Chordata; Mammalia; Rodentia; Castoridae. Gene Ontology annotation, molecular function: actin binding. Gene Ontology annotation, cellular component: cytoplasm. The record is from RefSeq and is a predicted model, not a curated record.
AUGGGUGACUGGAAAGGCUACAUCUGUGCGGUGCUGCGGGACCAACGUAUCGAUGACGUGGCCAUCGUAGGCCACUCGGAAAAUCGCUGCGUGUGGGCAUCGCGGCCCGGGGGCCUGCUGGCGGCCAUCUCCCCGCAGGAAGUAGGUGUGCUCACGGGCCCCGACCGGCAUACCUUCCUGCAGACGGGCCUGAGCUUGGCGGGCCGCCGCUGCUGUGUCAUCCGCGACCACCUGCUAGCAGAGGGAGACGGCGUGUUGGACGCACGCACCAAGGGCCUAGAUGGACGUGCGAUCUGCGUGGGCCACACGCCACGCGCUCUCCUAGUGCUCAUGGGCAGACGCGGCGUGCACGGAGGCACCCUCAACAAAACUGUGCACGACCUGAUCCAUGGGUUGCGCAUGCAGAGCGCGUAG